CGUACAAAUUCCGCCUGGAACAGCAAGGACAGCAUAAACGACUAAACGCGUAUAACGAAAAUUCAGUUUUUUAGGUUCGCGAUGUCCUGGAACUGCACCACAAAUAGCGCCGCAUUUCAUAAUACCACAGUGAAUAUUUCCAUUCCAGCCAAAUUGGUGAAACCAUGGGGCGCCGUAUAUCUGUUUCUGUGCUUCAAAGGAGCCGUUGGCAAUCUACUUAUCGUAUGUCUGACCCUGGCCAACCGAAAACUCCGCACCGGAUGCGGCUUGCUAAUCGCACACUGCCUCCUGACUUAUACAAUACUAUGUGGUUUCAGUUUUCCCAUUGUUGGCACUAGUGUUUACCGCAAACUUGUAUACGACUGGCAAAUGGACCCUAAACACUGCAAACUGUUCCAGUGGAUACAGAUGGGAGCGCGGUUCGCUUCCCACUGGUUUGACCUUUAUAUCGCUAUCAACCGGAUAGUGGCGCUGAUCUUUCCGCAUCAUUAUCGUAGAUUUUCCCGUAAAACUGUCCAGGGUUUUGUUGUGGCAUUCAUAUGGAUAGGAGCUUUUGGAACUUCCCUUUUGGGCUGGUUUGAUUGGGCUUUGACAUUUGUAAUGAUCCCAUUAGGAACAUGUGCUUGUAUACCAAAAGGACACUUUGGAAUGAUACUAUACACGAUUGUUUUCUAUCUGCCAAGUGUGAUCACGGCUGGGUUAUACAUCUCGAUUUAUCUUAAGAUU
Molecule: messenger RNA, 726 nt
Organism: Paramacrobiotus metropolitanus
Lineage: Eukaryota; Metazoa; Tardigrada; Eutardigrada; Parachela; Macrobiotidae
Product: melatonin receptor type 1B-like
Exons: 1
Biological process (GO): G protein-coupled receptor signaling pathway
Cellular component (GO): membrane
Molecular function (GO): G protein-coupled receptor activity
Source: RefSeq, a predicted model, not a curated record